Penicillium canariense is the source of this 1500-nucleotide messenger RNA. RefSeq names its product transcriptional regulator SPT3. Gene Ontology annotation, biological process: transcription by RNA polymerase II. Gene Ontology annotation, molecular function: transcription coregulator activity; protein heterodimerization activity. The transcript is spliced from 3 exons. Lineage: Eukaryota; Fungi; Ascomycota; Eurotiomycetes; Eurotiales; Aspergillaceae. Bases 1 to 1500 code for a protein of 499 amino acids. Gene Ontology annotation, cellular component: SAGA complex. The record is from RefSeq and is a predicted model, not a curated record.
AUGGAUCCGCACUAUGUCCCUGUUAUCUCCUCUGAGCGCCACGAAACAGCGCCGGAGCCGCCAGUCCGAGAGACGCCUGUCCGCAUCACGCACUUCGAAGGUUGGAUUCUGAAAGAGGACGGCAGUAGCACCACAGGCUCAAUGGACGGCCAAAUUGGACGAGAUAGCCCGAUCGCGGUGUCCCACGGCGAUUGCCCAUCCGAUGUGGACUAUGAUGCCGACCUUCCGCCCCUCUCUGAUUCUACUGUUACAACCCUCCACCAUUCUCCUCCCAACACCCCUCUUCGACAACCCCCGGCGCUACUCGACGACAACCGCCGGUCCGAGGACAGUGCCUGGGCCGGUUCGAUUGACAUCAAAGGGGAGGUGUGUGCUCAGCUGAAUGAGAUGAAACUGGUCUCCAGCUCAGAGGACGCCAACGAUAGGGAAGUUGAGGAUUUUGGAUCGGAAAGCUCUGAAUUCAUCUCCCAUAUCUCCGACGACGCAGACGACGCAGACGACGAGCUGGAAGAGAAGAACGACGACCACGAGACCGAGGCUGGCAUUAAGAUGGCCCUUACUAACAUGUUGCGUAAGAUGAUGUUUGUCUCUGGUGAAACCGCCGAACCUUCCAUUGAGACCACCACCUUGAUCGAAGAUAUCACCCGCCAGCAGGUCCUUGAAAUACUCACUCGCAGCACUGCACUGGCAACCCGGCGUGGCUCACGCUCUAUCUCAACUGAUGACCUGAUUUUCCUCAUCCGUCACGACAAGGCUAAGGUCUCGCGUCUCCGCAUGUUCCUGUCCUGGAAGGAUGUCCGCAAGAACGUGAAGGACUCCGAUGAUAAGGGCGGCGCUGAUGCCGCUGACUUCGCCGCCGCCGACGAUGCGGCCGGUGUCGUCGCUGGUCCCCAGGACGUUGCUGCGAAGCCAAAGAAUAAGCGGGCCAAGGUAGGCCUUGCAUGGGAUAUCAACAGUUUCUUCUCAGUCCAGAUCCCCGAGCGUGACGACGAGGAGGAUGAAGAGGAGGAGGAGCAGAACUAUGCAACCCUCCAGCGCCUGGCUGCCGCCGACGAGCGCACCAAGAACAUGACCAGGGAGGAAUACGUCUUCUGGUCCGAGUGUCGCCAGGCUUCCUUCACCUACCGCAAGAGCAAGCGGUUCCGCGAAUGGGCCGGCUUUGGCAUCGUCACCGAGUCCAAGCCCAACGAUGACAUCGUUGACAUCCUCGGCUUCUUGACCUUCGAGAUUGUUCAAACCCUCACGGAGGAGGCGCUGAAGGUCAAGGAGCGCGAGGAUCAUGAGAAGAACCGCGGCGGCGCCGAGACCACCGGUGCCGAUUCAAAGAAGCGCAAGCGCGAGACUGGCCUGUUCGAUCCGCCCGAGGAGGGUCGCACCCCCAUUGAACCUCGGCAUGUCCGUGAGGCCUACCGCAAGCUUCAGGCGACGCCCCAGAAAUCCAUCGCCAUGCUUCUUCACAACGGCCGUGUGCCCGCCCGGCUGCCCCUGCGGCUAAUCUAA